GUAGGGCGCACACAGUCAUCUUCUGAUUGUUUGUGUUUGUUUACCUACAUUUAGUGAAGGCCAUUCUGUCGCAAACAUCAGAAUUGUUGCUGUCUACUGCAUAACCCUCCUUUGAUUGUCGUUUCUUCUUCCUACUCUUGUUCUCCAUUCAUUGACCUCUCUUGCCAUUUACACGUAUCUGCAAGGAAGCAUCAGCAAUUGAAAACUUCUAUUCUGCACCAUGGCAUCAUCAUUCCCUCCCGAGCCAGUCUCUACUAUAGAUUGGUCUAAUGUCGGCUUCAAAAUACGCGAGGUCAACGGCCAUAUCGAAUCCCACUACUCCGUCCAGACCGGCGAAUGGUCACCGCUGAAAUGGGUUGAGGACCCUUAUAUCAGAAUUCACGGUAUGGCGCCGGCACUCAACUACGGAGUACAGGCCUACGAGGGCCUCAAGGCCUUCCGCGGCCCUGGCGAUAAGACCAUCCAGAUAUUCCGCCCCGACCGCAACGCCACGCGCCUGCAACACUCGGCGUCAUUCAUUUGCAUCCCUCCCGUCCCGGUCCAGCUUUUUAUGGACGCCGUGGCUGCAGCCGUUGCACGCAACGCCGAGUACGUUCCACCACACGAGACGGGUGCCGCCAUGUACAUCCGUCCACAAAUCUACGGUUCUUCGGCCCAAUUGGGGCUCAACCCGUGCGAAGAAUACACAUUUGCCGUCUACGUACUGCCCACGGGCGUCUACCACGGCACGGCCCCCACAAAGGCUUUCAUCCUGGACGAGUUUGACCGCGCUGCGCCCAACGGGACCGGAAGCGCAAAGGUCGGCGGUAACUACGCGCCAGUUCUCAAGUGGGGAGAAAAGGCCAGGGCCGAGGGCUACGGGAUAAACUUGCACCUUGAUUCGGCAACCCACUCUGAAAUCGACGAGUUCUCGACGAGUGGUUUUAUUGGUGCGAUUGACGAUGGUCAGGGUAACAUCACCAUUGUGGUUCCAGAUUCCAAAAAUGUGAUCGACAGUGUGACGAGUCAAAGCAUCCAGGACAUUGGUGCAAGCUUUGGCUGGAAGGUUGAGAAGCGAUCCAUCAAAUACUCGGAGUUGCCCACAUUCAGCGAGGUGAUGGCAGCAGGGACAGCAGCGUCGCUCGUGCCUAUUCGUUCUAUUACUAGAAAGAUCAGCUCCUCCGACCCCAAAUCCCUGGCCGCGACCGUCAAACAACAUCCGCGUCUUGAUGUAACGGUAGAUCAGGAAACAACCAUUUAUGUCCCCUCAUCUCAACCGGAUGCCGGGCCGAUCUGCACCAAGCUGCUUUCACAAUUGAAGGGCAUCCAGCUUGGUAAAGUCAAGGACGAAUUUGGUUGGAACCACAUAGUUACCGAGGCAGAUGCGAAAAAGGCAACAUGAGUUAUUGAAGCGAGCUUACCUGGUACUUGAUGCAUCAUACACAAAGCUAUGAGGUAUGGGAUGAACGAGGGGUGGUCAAGGGCAUUCUCCGAGCAUAUAUGCUUAUCGGCAAGCCCUAGUUGCCGUCAAGUUGUCAACAGUCCAAAAUAGCGUUCCAUUGGAUAGACAAAUCAGCCGCCCAUUGGCAAAAGGCGGGCAGAACCGCGACGGUGGUGUGCCCCAAAUCCUAAUCACCUGUAAGAAAUGAAAUUGGUUAGGCUCGCUGGCCCAUCUUUUGAUGCGGUGACAUGACUUGUGCCUUCAUUUCACGUUACUGUGCAAUGAUCUGAUGGGCUUCGUCACGCAGCAUUUUGUGCAAUU
Molecule: messenger RNA, 1741 nt
Organism: Pyricularia grisea
Lineage: Eukaryota; Fungi; Ascomycota; Sordariomycetes; Magnaporthales; Pyriculariaceae
Exons: 3
Coding region: 221-1381 (386 amino acids)
Biological process (GO): branched-chain amino acid metabolic process
Molecular function (GO): branched-chain-amino-acid:2-oxoglutarate transaminase activity
Source: RefSeq, a predicted model, not a curated record